Molecule: messenger RNA, 2104 nt
Organism: Temnothorax curvispinosus
Lineage: Eukaryota; Metazoa; Arthropoda; Insecta; Hymenoptera; Formicidae
Gene: Nipsnap
Product: protein NipSnap
Exons: 5
Coding region: 362-1216 (284 amino acids)
Cellular component (GO): mitochondrion
Source: RefSeq, a predicted model, not a curated record
GCCGUCGCCGUCGCGAGUCGCGAGUUCGUAUUCAUUGAUUCAUUUGUGUUCUCGAUGACAAUAAGUCCAUAAGUCUCGCUUCUCCUAGCAGAGAGAGAGAGAAAAAAAAACGGGCGGUCGCGCAUGGAUAUUACGAGUAUAAAUAAACCGACCAAGUUACAAAUUGGCGGUUUUCCGCGGCGUACCGUCGAGCGGGCCGCGUUGUGGCCGCGUCAGCCUCGCGUUAUCCCACCGCAGCAAUUGUAGUGCUCCGCGGGCUCGACCGGGCAGCGGACGACGGGGGAGAUUCGCGCGUGGCCGUAGCCGUAGCCCGUAGCUCAGAGCUCAGGCCCAGGUCCCACUGGUCUGGUCCCAGUGAGAAAUGGCCGCCGUUUUGAGGAGACAGUUCCGCGCCGUGGCGAGCGCGCUCGCCGGCAACGGGGGCUUGCAGCUGCACGUAGCCGCACGGUCCUUGACGAGAUCGUCGAUCUGUUGCGACACCAGCGAGGGAUGGCUGAGCAAGCUCCUGGUGAGGAAGAUCGAGCCGACGAAGGAGCCGCACUCGCGAAUGCUCUCCCACAAGGAGGUCAUUUACGCGUUGAACACUCAUAACAUACGGCCAGACUCGAUUGACAAAUAUUUGGCCAACUAUGAGGAGAACGUCAACCUUAUACACUCGAAAAAAUCUGAAUUGAAUUGCGAAUUAGUGGGUUCGUGGACAGUGGAGGUGGGAGACUUGGAUCAGGCCUUACAUUUAUGGCAAUAUACUGGUGGAUUCGGACGCAUAGAUGACGCGCAAAAUGUGCUUUCCAAAGAUGAGGCUUACCAGCAAUUGCUCAAAGAACGAGGGAAUUACCUAAGAUCGCGUCAUUUGCAAUAUCUGUUGGCGUUCAGUUAUUGGCCACCGCUGGAAAAGCGAACAGGUCCGAACAUAUAUGAGAUACGUAGUUACAGUUUGAAGCCGGGCACGAUGAUAGAAUGGGGAAACAAUUGGGCGAAAGCUAUUAAUUAUAGACGCAACAACGACGAACCGUUUGCUGGUUACUUCUCGCAAAUUGGUAGACUGUACAAUGUUCACCAUAUUUGGUGUUACAAGGAUCUUCAGGCACGUAAGGAGACGCGCGAAAGUGCUUGGAGAUCACCCGGUUGGGACGAAUGUGUCGCUUAUACCGUACCCUUGAUAAGAGAAAUGCAUUCGCGCAUAUUAUGUCCAACUUCGUUUUCGCCCACGAAAUGAGGUUUUACGGGUGCGAACACAAAUGCAUUUGUAUAUUAUACCGGUUAUUUCUUAUAAAUAUAUAUGUACGGACUGUAAUAUUGUAAAAACAUUUGUUACAUGUAUACACUGUGUAGAUUUAAGUAUGAACUAUUUACGCGCAUGAGAAAAGCUACAAAUUUUUGUUGUAUUACAACUGGCAGGAUGUAGUUUGUUACCAUUUGACGUUAUACAUUGGCAAAAGCAGCUAUUUAUAUAUAUAUAUGUAUACAUAUAUAUAUAUGUGUGUAUCAUAUACAUAUAUAUAUAUUACACAUGUAUAUAUACUUACAUAUGUAAUGCCAUGCUUUUGACAAAAUGUCAGUUGAAUCACAACAUAUGCAUUAUAUAUAUGUAUGUAUAGAGAGAGAAAGAUAUAAAGGAAUGGUCUUUAUAAUUACAUGCGUUUUUUCUUCUAACUCAUUCAUCAGCAAUUUUAAAACAUUCCACAGGAAGACAAUACGAUAUCAAUAUAUUCUGAUUUUCUCAUACUUGCUAUAUCUUUCCAUUUUUACGUAUUGUAUUUGAUAUAUAUUGCGAAAAUGUAGGUGGCACAGUAUAACAUAGAACGAAAAAGGUGUUUCUGAAUUUAUCAUGUUAGUCAAAUGUUUAAAUCGUCAAUAAAAUUUGAUUUGCGCAUCACUUAAAGGAUCGGCGAACUGGAUCAAAAUGCAUUUAUAGAUUAACAUUUCUCGACUUUAUUAUCUUAUCAAUAUGUAUUGGAUUAAACAGUUUUAGCUGUUUCCUUUAAGCCUUAAUUUGCGAUGGAGAUAGCGCACCGUACAUACGGUUUCCCCAAUCGAUUUAGUUACAAAAUGUCUAUGUGUAUAUAUUACUUAAAUUUGAAAAUAAAACUGAAUAUUCGUAUAA